Molecule: messenger RNA, 2056 nt
Organism: Lethenteron reissneri (Far Eastern brook lamprey)
Lineage: Eukaryota; Metazoa; Chordata; Hyperoartia; Petromyzontiformes; Petromyzontidae
Gene: INTS15
Product: integrator complex subunit 15
Source: RefSeq, a predicted model, not a curated record
GAGGAGUUUGCAACGCUGCCCCCAAGUGACCCACCACCCAGUGCCGCCACGCACAGGCAGCAGGCGCCUGCCACGACCGGCCCGGUGCUUCGCCAACUUCGUUUUCCGAGCACUGUCACAACCCUUUGUCGGAACCGUGUAACGUUAGCCAUUAGCACAACAGCAACAGGCUACUAACAAAGGACAUUAUUAUCGGGGACGUUUAACGUUUAGAUAAGACACCGGGUGCAUUUCGGGCCUGAGCGUCUCGGCCUAGCUCUCCCUGCCGGCGUCCCUCCGCCUCGCUCGGUAUCACGAUCUAGGCAAGCGCGGGGGCUGAGCGUCUCGGCCUAGCUCUCCCUGCCGGCGUCCCUCCGCCUCGCUCGGUAUCACGUUCUAGGCAAGCGCGGGGGCGGGCGGCGAGAGACACCGCGAGAGAUGGCGUCGGAGGUUCGCGCCGCGUUGCUGCGCCGUGACCCCGUGAGCGCCGCCAGGGAGGUUCUCUACCACCUCGACAUCUACCUGUGCGGACAGCUGCAGAGCUACACGGUGCCCACCGUGGACAGGGCCAUCGUGGAGCUGCUGGAGGAGUUCAUGUUUCAGGAGCCGCACGACCGCGGCCUCCACCCGGCCAAGCAGAAGCUGUCAUGCGUACAGGAGCUGCAGCUGCUUGACCUCAUGUGCAGCUACUUCCAGGAGCAGAGCAAAGACGCUGUCCGGCAGCUCGUAUUCUCCACACUCUUCAGUCCGCGUGGCAGCAGGGCGGACGGCACGCGCCUCUCUCUGCUCAGCAAGCUCGUCUCCAUGGCCAUCGCGCUGGGUCGCUCACCCGUGCUGGACUGCGCUGCUGUCUGGAUGCAGAGGACACCUGUUGGGUACUGCGUUGACCUCGCCAAGUCGUUGGUGGAGGAUUACUGCAACCUGAUUCCAGGCUCCAUUACAACACUCCGCCAAAUGGUACAGUCCAGCCCACGCUUCUACUGCCAGUUCAUCACCGCUGUCACGGCGUUGUACGACUUCAGUUCUGACUCACACACACCGCCGGAGAGCCUGCUGGAGACGGUGGUAUCGUGGGUGUGCGACGACCCACGUCUCACGCUCUACAACUUCCUCAACAGCCCCAUCCCAGCUACAAGCCCACCGGGGUACCUGGAGCUUACACCUAUAGCAGGACUCAUGCGCUGGUGCAUCAAAGCACCACUGGCCUGCCACCAUCGCCGAAGCAAGCAAGCUGCAGGUGAAGACUCUUCAUGUGCACGUGUGCAGGACAAGGAAGUGCUCCUGAUAAAAGAAGAGGAUGAGCAGGGAGCACCGGUCAAGGAUCUCAACAUGAUGUACUCACGUCUUCAUUUGGGAGUGCUGCAGGUGCUGCAGCUGUUGUACAGCCAUCUGGCUGAGAAGAAGCUAUUAGGCCGCCUGCCGCUGGUGGCCUUUGAGCAGGUGACGCAGCUGGCAGCCGACCUGCGCCGUGCCGCCGAGCAGGCCAACCCGCUCGGGGCCGCACCGCACACGGAGCUUGCGCUGGACAGGUUUGCACAGGCAGUGCAGGUGGCGAUGGCGAUGGGAGCUCUGCUCUGCACGAGAGAUGACCUUCGAAAAGUGUGCUCUUCCCUCCCUCCCAACAGCCUGCUGCAACUGGUCCUAGCCGGUCCCGUGCAGUCUACACCUGGACCUCCCCAAGGGCACUACUCUCACAUGCACCCAACGGCAGCAUAUCCCACUCAGUCCUACAGUCCAGGUGUCACCUUCCCUUACAGGCAGGGGCCCUGAGUGCUGCCUGCACAUCAAUUAAAACAUUUUAAAUUAUCACCCAAGACUCGCAUUACAAUGCUUGAUUUUGUAUUCAAUGUACAUAUUAAAACGGAGCGGUCUUUUAUAUCAGUUGUUACAGCACACAGGCUUGCGUGGCCAAGGAUGUAAACUUUAUUUUCGUAUUAUCUGAUGUCCAUCCUCUCACAAAACAAGUUUGAUCGAAACACAUGUUGUAAAAAUGUACCUUCUGUUCUAGGAUGUUCGCAAAUGUGUAUAAAGCGAAACGCUGUUUUUCUAAGGUUCAAUAAAAUCUGAUCCAAAACUA